GACAAAGUUCAAACAAAUAACCUCACACAGUGAAGUCAGAGCUAAAACAAGACACGGUGUAGUAUAUAAAAGUCGAGACGAAAUGCCCAGCUUCAUUUCACCUCGACAACUCACCAGAACCUGUAGCCAAGAUGCUGACUCUCGUGGCAAUCGCUUGCUUGCUAGUUGCAACGAUCGCAGCCCCUGUGGAUGACCCCAACCAAAGCCAUUGUUGUACACCGAAGCAGUGGUCUGGUACCAUGCGUAGUAUCAGUGACACACUGAGCGGUGGCAAACUAACGACAACGAACCAGACAUUGAUGUACUAUUAUGACUACAACAACAUGAGAGCGGCCACGGUGGGAAAAGGGUUCAGACUUGUGCAAGACUUCAACAAGAUGGAGUCAUAUACCAUAGUUUCGGGCACGUGUACCCCCAGCAAGAUGACCGAACCCCUGCUGAACUGUGUACCAGAGAAAGCCGCUUUCAUUGGUUCUCUCCAAUAUGGCGGCCCUCAGGGACUGAGGGUAAACGAGUACUCUGUUGACGCCUUCGCUCCUAACAUCAAAGGGAGAAUUUCAUACACCGCUGACGACUGUAUUCCCGUUCUGGAGACUGUGAUCGGCACAGGGCCGGAUCCCUCUCUUCACUCCAUUGAGUUCGUCGACAUUGUCCCAUCGAUUAAGGACCCUUCGGUGUUCGAUGUACCCAGACCACCUUGCCCGACGGACACAGAACUAGACAACGUUGUGGACAUGCCUACGCAGCAAGGAUCUCCCUUUGCUGCCUUGCCCUGAUUUGGUUUAACAGUGAAGCUGA
Messenger RNA from Branchiostoma floridae (Florida lancelet), 798 nucleotides. RefSeq lists its product as uncharacterized. Lineage: Eukaryota; Metazoa; Chordata; Leptocardii; Amphioxiformes; Branchiostomatidae. The coding region runs from base 132 to 776 and encodes 214 amino acids. Gene Ontology annotation, cellular component: lysosome; extracellular region. The transcript is spliced from 7 exons. The record is from RefSeq and is a predicted model, not a curated record. Gene Ontology annotation, biological process: cell-matrix adhesion. Gene Ontology annotation, molecular function: calcium ion binding.